Lactuca saligna is the source of this 2018-nucleotide messenger RNA. Lineage: Eukaryota; Viridiplantae; Streptophyta; Magnoliopsida; Asterales; Asteraceae. The record is from the annotation of a GenBank genome assembly.
CCAGUGUGUGCUCGGUUUUAGGUAGGUUCCUGACUUGAAUUGAAUUGAAGCAGGGGCUGAGAAGCUGAGUAACAACCGUGCAUUGGAAGGGGAAAAAUGGAGGCGGCGACGUUCGGUUCUUCGCAGUUCACCAACAUUUCUGGUUCAAUGGUUUCACGGAGGAGUUUGCUGCUUAAAUUGCAUAGAAAUAGCAUCACUUUCAAAUCUCCACCGAAAUUCUCUGUCCGCGCUUCUGCUGUUGGAGGCGACGAUUCUGCCGUGACUCUCCUUGAUUAUGGUGCCGGUAAUGUUCAAAGUAUCAGAAAUGCAAUCCGGUAUCUCGGUCUCGAUAUCAAAGAUGUUGAAACACCGGAGGACAUUCUGAAUGCAAAGCGCCUUAUUGUUCCUGGUGUUGGAGCAUUUGCUGCAAUGAUGGACGUCUUAAACAACAACGGGAUGGCUGAAGCACUCUGCACUUACAUAGAGAAUGAUCGCCCAUUUUUAGGGAUUUGUCUUGGUCUGCAGCUACUCUUUGAGUCAAGUGAAGAAAACGGGCCAGUGAGAGGUCUUGGUUUGAUUCCUGGGGUGGUUGGACGUUUUGAUUCUUUGAAUGGUUGUAGAGUGCCUCAUAUUGGCUGGAAUGCUUUGCAAAUCAAAAAAGAUUCAGUUAUUUUAGAUGAUAUUGCAAACCGCCAUGUAUAUUUUGUUCAUUCUUAUCGUGCUGUACCCUCUGAAGAAAAUAAAGAGUGGGUUUCAUCCACCUGCAACUAUGGAAUUGACUUCAUAUCAUCUGUUAGGAGGGGAAAUGUGCAUGCAGUUCAAUUUCACCCGGAAAAAAGUGGAGAUGUUGGUCUUUCGAUAUUACGGAAGUUCUUGUUACCCAAUUCUUCUAUUGCUAAGAAGCCAUUGGAAAGGAAGGCUACAAAGCUUGCAAAGAGGGUAAUUGCUUGUCUUGAUGUGAGAACAAAUGAUAAUGGUGAUCUUGUUGUGACUAAAGGAGAUCAGUAUGAUGUGAGAGAGCAGACAAAAGAUAACGAGGUGAGAAACCUGGGUAAGCCAGUUGAACUUGCUGGACAAUAUUACCUAGACGGGGCUGAUGAGGUUAGCUUUUUAAAUAUUACCGGUUUUCGAGAUUUCCCUCUUGGAGAUUUGCCAAUGUUGCAGAUAUUGAAAUACACAUCGGAGAAUGUUUUUGUACCACUUACAGUUGGUGGUGGUAUCAGAGAUUUCACUGAUGGAAAUGGAAGGUACUAUUCUAGUUUGGAGGUUGCUUCAGAAUAUUUCAGAUCUGGUGCAGAUAAGAUAUCUAUCGGGAGUGAUGCUGUUUAUGCUGCAGAAGAGUAUCUAAAAACAGGAGUAAAAACGGGAAAGAGCAGCUUAGAACAGAUUUCCAGAGUCUAUGGGAAUCAGGCGGUGGUUGUAAGCAUUGAUCCACGUAGACAGUAUUUGACAAGUGAAGAUGAGGUUGGAUUCAAGGCUGUUAAACUAGAAAACUUGGGCCCAAAUGGGGAAGAGUAUGCCUGGUAUCAGUGCACUGUGAAUGGUGGACGAGAGGGUCGUCCAAUUGGAGCAUACGAGCUUGCCAAAGCUGUUGAAGAGUUGGGAGCUGGUGAAAUUUUGCUCAACUGUAUCGACUGUGAUGGUCAGGGAAAAGGAUUUGAUAUCGAUCUGAUAAAACUAAUCUCGGAUGCUGUGAGCAUUCCAGUGAUUGCAAGUAGUGGUGCAGGAACUGCUCAGCAUUUCUCAGAGGUUUUUGAAAAGACAAAUGCUUCUGCAGCUCUUGCUGCAGGCAUUUUUCACAGGAAAGAGGUUCCGAUUGAAUCGGUAAAAGAGCACUUGUUAAAGCAAGGGAUUGAAGUUAGGAUGUAGCCGAGCCAUGUGUCAACCAACACCUGGCCAACAAUAAUUUAUAUCAAACAAAUAUUGCAACUUAUUUUCUUUGCGGGCCAAUGGUUUCUUUAUUAUGUUUUGUAUGAUAUUUUUGUAACUUUUGUUUUGUGAUAUUGUUUGAAAUUGUGAUUGUUAAAAUAAUCUUGAUA